Molecule: messenger RNA, 3998 nt
Organism: Heterocephalus glaber (naked mole-rat)
Lineage: Eukaryota; Metazoa; Chordata; Mammalia; Rodentia; Bathyergidae
Gene: Cpn2
Product: carboxypeptidase N subunit 2
Cellular component (GO): plasma membrane
Molecular function (GO): protein binding
Source: RefSeq, a predicted model, not a curated record
GGCAGAUGCCUGGGGCUGCUGGUGGCUGAGGGGGGCCCCUAGGCCCACUCUGUUCACAAGUAGGGUGAGCGGGGACUCUCCCAGCACAGUGGGGGGCAUUCUAGCCUCCCUCCAGGCCCCGAUGGUGCCACGUGUGUGACCCUUUGUGGGAUUCGGACCCCUCAGGCGUCUGUCCACCACGGGACCAGCUCAGGGUCAUUUUGUAACCUUGUGCAGUGGCCUUGGUGACAUUCUGGGAAAGCUCAGGCCACGUCAGGGGUGGAACCACUGCCUAGAACUUUGAUCGGCGCUGGGGGUGGCUUCCGCUGGCUACAGGCUACACAGGACGCCCUUCUGCUCUCAGGAAGAGCUGGGUCGCCAUCCCCACCACUGGGCCCCUCACGAUGAUGCCCAAUGGUGCCUGGCUGUGCUGGGCCUCCCUUCUGCUCCUGGUCAGGCCCACCCAGCCCUGCCCCUCGGGCUGUGACUGUUUCGUGCACAAGGUUUUCUGCUCCGAUGAGAACCUGGCCGCCAUCCCGCCAGACGUCCCCCCGGGUACCACAGACCUGGUCUUCGUGGAGACCUCGUUCCUCGAGGUGGGGCCCUGGGCCUUCAGCAGCAGCCCUAACCUCACCAAGCUGGUCUUCCUCAACACCCAGCUGUGGCGCUUCGAGCCUGACGCCCUCAGGGGGCUGCCCGGGCUGCGGGACCUGGAGGUCACCGGGAGCACCUUCACCCUCAGCGACCACACCUUCGCCAAUCUGACCUCUCUGGGCCAGCUCACCCUGAGCUUUGAUGCGCUGGACGCCCUGCCUGAGGACCUGUUCCUCGGCUUGGACGCCCUGGAGUCCCUCCAGCUGCAGGGCAACCAGCUCCAGACCCUGCCCUGGCGGAUCUUCCGGCCCCUGCAGCAUCUGAAGUCCCUCGACCUGGGCCAGAACCACCUCGCCUGGCUCCCAGAGGGGCUGCUCUACCCCCUCUCCAGCCUGCAGUCCCUGAGGCUCAGUGACAACCGGCUGUCCCAGGGCCUCCGUCCGGGCAUCUUCGCCCACCUGGGCAGCCUGCAGGAGCUCUUCCUGGAUGGCAACGCCAUCCGAGAGCUGCCCCCGAGGCUGUUCUCGGGGCUCUUCCACCUGGAGAGGCUAUGGCUGCAGCACAACGCCAUCCACCACCUGCCCGCCACCAUUUUCUCUGACCUGCGCAACCUAACAGCCCUGAGCCUGCAGGGCAACGCGCUGCAGACACUUCCCGCUGGCCUGUUCACCUGCACCCCGCACCUGCGCAGCCUGUCCCUGUCCCACAACCAGCUGGUGAUGUUUGCGGAUGGUGCCUUUGCCAACCUGUCCAGCCUAGAGUUCCUUGCGGCCUCACACAAUGCCAUUGCACAGCUCCCAGCCGGGCUCUUCCGGGAUCUGCAGGCGCUGCUCCAGCUGCACCUGGGCAGCAACAACCUGACAGCCCUGCCCUCUGGGCUCUUCCACAACCUGUCCAGCCUUGAGCUGCUCAACCUCUCCCGGAACCAGCUGAGCACGCUGCCUGCUGGCCUCUUCAACACCAACUACAACCUCUUCAACCUCGCCCUGCACGGCAACCCAUGGCACUGCGACUGCCACCUGGCCUGGCUCUCAGGGUGGCUGCGCCUCUGGAGCGACCAGUUGCUCCACACCCGCACCUACUGUGCUAGGCCUGCCCACCUGCGAGGCCAGGUGGUGCCCACCUUGAGGGAGGAGCAGCUGGUGUGCCCCGUGUCCGGGCACCCAGGGCCGGACCACAGACUGGCCGGGGUAGGCUGGGACGCAGUGGUGGCUGACAGGGCGGCCCGGAGCCGGUGUACCUACAGCAACACAGAGGGCACAGUGGUGCUGGCCUGUGACGAGGGCCAGUGCCGCUGGCUGAAUGUCCAGCUGUCCCCCCGGCAGGGUGAGGGCUUCCUGGCGAUGAUGUUCAAUGCCAGCCAGGGGUGGGACCUGAAGUCCAGCUGUGGCUCUGUGAGGGUCACCGUGUCCCUCAGGGCUCAGGCAGUGGGGCCCUAGGGGCACAGAGCCGGGAGCCUGGGCAGGUGGGGGCAGAGGAGCGGAGUCCUUGAAGCUCUGAGGGACGCGGCCGCAUCUCCAGGGUGGGAGGUGGAGUCUGGUCCCCUCCCUUCUUCCCUCACCGGCCCCCUCUCAGAGUCUGAACACCCUUGAGAGCUGCUCUGAGGCCACAAUACCCCCGCCAUCCAUCCCCCUCUCCAGGUCCCGGUCCACGGUCCCCCACCGGCACCCAGCCCAGCAGGAUGGUCCCCACAAUCCCAAACACCCCGGAGUCUCCAUGCUUCUGACACCCAGUUCAAAAGCCAGGGUCUGUUCAGAUUUCUUUGUUCUAAUUGGAUGCGGAGGAUAAAUGAGGACAAUAGGGGCAGAGGGGGCUCGGAGCUGGGGUGUGGCCUGGAUUCCUGUGGGGAAUCCUGUCCACCAUCCACCUCCUCCGCUGCAUCCAGGAGAAACCAAGGCAAGCUGGUACCGUGGGAGGGCCAGCCCAGUCCGGGCCUUGGUGACCCGAAAGCCCCAAGGACGGUAGUGGCUGCGCCAGGUGGGCACUGAGAUGGCGGCUCCCUGAGGAGGGAGAAGAGCCCCGGAGACACGGAAGCAGCAGCAGGGGUGGCCUGCUGUGGUCCUUGGCUUGCCCGAUGUCCCUGGACACCCGCACCCCGUCUCCAUGUGGGGCUCUGACGCCAGCGUCUGAGCCAAGCUCUGUCCCCACUCCUCCGCGGGCCCUGGCUGAGCACUUUCCUGGCCGCCCUCCCCUCAUCCGGAAGGCUGGCUCCAGCUUCCAUGGCGCCUUCUUCAGCCCUACUUGGUGCCCUGGACCACACCAAGGCGCAGGCUUCCUGGGUGGAGGGAGAGACGGCCCGAGGUACAGCGGCCGGCUGCAGCUCAGAGUGUGGGGAGACACAGAGAGAAGACACAAAGCAGGGGUCUCAGGGAGCCUGGCCUCCUGUGACAGGAGUCCUAGGGAACCGGCAGUCUGUCCCGGCCAGAGGCCAGGGCUGGGCUCAGCCGGGAGGGCACAGGCAACCUGGGCAGGAGGGCUGGAGAUCUACACAGGCAGGGCAGGGCCAGGCUGCCCGGGCUGGGGGGCGGGGACAGGGCUGGGGCCUGGGCGCCAACUCUGGGGUUCAGGAAGGGCGCUCAGCCGUGUGUGCAAGGCGGGCAUCCCCGCUGGUGCAGUUGUUCUGCAGGGUCUGUCGGGGCAAAAGACAGGCAGGACCUCUUCAGCCAAGAGGGUGGGACACUAAGGAGAAAGCCUAGCCACACACACAGGUGGGUGCAGAGCCCUGACCAGGAACCACAGAAUUGCAGCAGAAACACAGAUUGGUGCAAGCACUGUAGAAAUUGGGGUGGAGAUUCCUCAAAGAACCAACAUGAGAAAUUCCAUUCCACCCAGCUAUUCCCCUUCUAGGUGUCUUCCGGAAAGAGUUAAAGGCAUCCUAUUACAGUGAUCCAUGCACACCCAUUUUUAUAGCAGCACAAUUCAUAACAGCUAAAUCUUGCAAAUAGCCCGUAUAUCCAUUAGCAGAUGAGUGGCUAAAGAAAACGUCAUAUUUACACCCAAUGGAGUACUACUCUUCCACGAAGAAGGAUAAACAGGGUGGGGGAUUUAGCUGAGUGGCACCGAGCCUGCCUUGCAAGCUCAAGGUCCUGAGUUCAAUCCCCAGUACCAAAAAGAAGGAUAAACUUGUGUCAUUUGUAGGAAAAUGGCUGCAUCUUGAGACCCUAGGUUAAGUGAAAUGAAUCAGACACACAAGUUUAAAUAUGGUUUAUUUUAUAUAAGAAACCCAAAGUAUAAAUAAGUGAAUGAACAAAAUAAAAAGCAGGCAAUAGGAGACAGAGAUAGAUCUUUCGCAAAAGGGAAGGGGAUCGAGAGAUGAAGGGAGGGAAGGGGAUGAGAAGGAACUUCGAUGUGUUACACGCCUGCACCAACUCUUCACAAGGCAUGUGGUCACUGCACUGCAAAAAUAAAGCUGAGAAAUGAAAGUA